UCCCUGGCUCCCCUCGUUCUGCAGCUCCUAGGAACCUCCUGUGCUUCCAGCUUCAAGCUCCAGUCCUCUGUUCCUCUUGACAUCUGAGAAGCUCUGCUGCAGCUUGUCCUGGGCUAACUGUUUAUCCUGCACAGCCUGCCAGCCAGCCGCUUGCUCCGGAUUACCACAGGGCGCCCAUUCCCAACCUCAUUUUGCUUUCUGCUCUGACUGUUUGAUUUUUUUUUUGUCAGUUUAAUGGAAAAGUUUUGGGAAAGUAACCUGGAUAUGCGCUUGUGAUUUUUCUUUUCCCUGUUUUCGGUUGAUUUUCCCGGCUUCACCACUUCCUCGAACCCAUCCCACCCUCACCGGAGGGCCUCGCGUGUUCGCACUCAAUGGAUCACACGCUGUUCGGCUGCCUGCGGAGCCCCCACGCCCCGGCGCAGGCCCUGCAUCCCGCCUUCACCCAGUCCCCGCUCACUCUCCACGGACGCACGGAUCACAUCUCCUACCCCGACCUAGCGUCUUCCUCGUCCUCCUCCUCCACCUCCUCGCCCUCCCCAUGCAUUAUCUCCGGCUACACGGGCGACGACGGCCUGUUCCCAGGGCAGCACCACCACCAUCGGAGCCACCUGCCCUCCCAGCAGCAUCACCACCAGCCUCAGCACCACACGUCCUGGCACAUCCCACAGAUGCCGUCACCUGGCGGCGGCGCACGCCACGGCCUUUGCCACCCGCAUUCCCUCUCGUCCCAUGAGAACGGGCCCACGCCUCCAGACCUGGGCCACCCCGGUGCACCCAGCAUAUGCGCUAGCACCCCGACUUUGGGUAGCGGCAGCACCCCGACGGGGGCUUCCUGUGUGCCCGCAGACUUCGGCAGGCAGACUCUGUCACCCGCUGAAGCGGAGAAGAGGAACGGCAAGAGGAAAAGUGACAGCUCAGAGUCCCAGGACGGGAAUUACAAGCCAGACGUGAGCAGCAAGCCGAGGAAGGAGAGGACAGCGUUCACCAAGGAGCAAAUUCGAGAGCUGGAGGCCGAGUUCGCGCACCACAACUACCUGACCCGACUAAGGCGCUACGAGAUCGCCGUGAACCUUGACCUCACUGAAAGACAAGUGAAGGUGUGGUUCCAGAACAGGAGGAUGAAGUGGAAAAGAGUGAAAGGAGGCCAGCAGGGCGCGGCAGCUCGUGAGAAGGAACUGGUGAAUGUGAAAAAGGGAACGCUUCUGCCGUCGGAGUUCUCGGGCAUCGCGGCGCUCCAUCACUCGACGGACUCCUUAGCCAAUGAGGACAGUCACGACAGCGAUCAGAGCUCUGAGCACGCUCACUUAUGAUGCCCAGGCACACACACCACCCGCCCCCUUCGCCCGCCUCGGACCUCCCCCAGAAGGAGCUGAGUUGGACGACACAACGGCGCUGAGCGACGCCAAACGCAUCGGAGAGACGUUUGUUUGAAAAAUAGCUGCAGGCAUGAUGGGACUUUUUUGCACCUUUAUAGAUUUUUCAUGUUUUUAGUUGUUUUUGUUUGUCACACCUAAAUGUUUCAGAAUGUCAAAAU
Fundulus heteroclitus (mummichog) is the source of this 1534-nucleotide messenger RNA. It is a transcript of the gene meox2a, whose product is annotated as mesenchyme homeobox 2a. The coding region runs from base 372 to 1310 and encodes 312 amino acids. The record is from RefSeq and is a predicted model, not a curated record. The transcript is spliced from 3 exons. Gene Ontology annotation, biological process: positive regulation of transcription by RNA polymerase II. Gene Ontology annotation, molecular function: RNA polymerase II cis-regulatory region sequence-specific DNA binding; DNA-binding transcription factor activity, RNA polymerase II-specific. Gene Ontology annotation, cellular component: nucleus. NCBI's taxonomy places the organism in Eukaryota, Metazoa, Chordata, Actinopteri, Cyprinodontiformes, Fundulidae.